Molecule: messenger RNA, 945 nt
Organism: Phytophthora sojae
Lineage: Eukaryota; Oomycota; Peronosporomycetes; Peronosporales; Peronosporaceae
Exons: 1
Coding region: 1-945 (314 amino acids)
Source: RefSeq, a predicted model, not a curated record
AUGCUAUCCAUACGGCUCACAGCGCGGCGAGCGUGGCGUCUUGCGCAGCCAGUCCAGGCGGUGUCCACCAGCGCCUGCUCGGCAGCAAGACUGCGCUGUCUUGUGGCCCCUCGUCACUUCAGUUCUACGCUGUCGGACGGAAGUAUCGACUCAAGCGACGCUGUCAAAAAUGGCGCAGAACUGGCCAAGGGAUACCAAGGAGAGUCUGCGUGGGAGAAGAAGAUUCUGACAGCACUGCGGGUGUAUAAACAACUGCACGGCGACCUCCUUGUGUCAUUUUCCUUUACGAUUCCUUCUGGAGACGAGCGCUGGCCACCGGUGACCUGGGGUUACAAAUUAGGGGCCGCAGUAAGCAACCUACGGACCAAGAUAGAGAACAAGGGGUAUCUUUCUGCCGGAAUGGAAGAGGAGCUGGACAAGUUGGGCUUCGUGAGAAGCACGUAUCAGUUCAAGUGGGACAACAUCGUCCUGCCGGCUUUGCGUCAAUUCCGACAAGUGCACGGCCACGCGGAUGUCCCGGUUUGGUUUGUCGUCCCGAGCGGCGAUGAGGCGUGGCCAGAGCUGGCCUGGGGCUAUCGACUGGGACGUGCAGUCUCGAAAAUCCGAGGAGAACAUCAUUAUUCCGCCCAGGUGGACAUGUCGAAGGAGGAACUUGACAGGAUGGACUUCUGCUACGAGAAGUCGAUCUCUGAUCGCAAGUGGGAGGAGAAGAUACUGCCGUCGUUGCAAGUGUACCGUCAAGAGUUCGGGGAUUGCAUCAUUCCCACGGCGUUUACAGUUCCAUCUUGUCCUCCAUGGCCAGAGAAGGCUUGGAAAAUGCCGCUUGGGAUUGUCGUUAACUGCAUACGAUCCCGUGUAGCCUACGCGGAGCAAGCGGCUCGAGACAAGGAGGUGCUUGAUGCUCUCGGUUUUGCAUGGAGUCGUGACGAUGCAGUUGUGGAAUGA